This is a messenger RNA of Rosa rugosa (rugosa rose), 1088 nucleotides long. RefSeq names its product vacuolar protein sorting-associated protein 2 homolog 2. Bases 147 to 830 code for a protein of 227 amino acids. Lineage: Eukaryota; Viridiplantae; Streptophyta; Magnoliopsida; Rosales; Rosaceae. Gene Ontology annotation, biological process: late endosome to vacuole transport; endosome transport via multivesicular body sorting pathway; protein transport. The record is from RefSeq and is a predicted model, not a curated record. The transcript has 11 exons. Gene Ontology annotation, cellular component: multivesicular body; ESCRT III complex.
AAAGCAGCACGCUCAACGCAACUCACACUCACACUCACUUUCUGUGUCUCUUUCCUUUGGAAGAAGAAGAAGAAGAAGAACCGAAGACACUGGUUUUGUCUCCUCAGACUCUGAAAGCUUCAACUUUUGAGAGAUUCUCAGUCACCAUGAACCUGAACAUCUUCAAGAAGAAGACCUCCCCUAAAGAGGCUCUGAGGUCCAGCAAAAGAGACAUGGCUGUUGCUACCAGAGGCAUUGAACGCGAGAUUUCGUCUCUUCAGUUGGAGGAAAAGAAACUGGUGGCAGAGAUCAAGAAAACAGCUAAAACUGGAAAUGAGGCUGCCACAAAAAUCCUGGCUCGCCAACUUGUUAGGCUACGUCAACAGAUUACCAACUUGCAAGGAAGCCGUGCCCAAAUAAGAGGCGUAGCUACUCAUACACAGGCAUUAUAUGCAAGCACUUCAAUUUCCACAGGCAUGAAAGGUGCAACUAAAGCAAUGGUGGCAAUGAACAAGGAAAUGCAACCUGCAAAACAAAUUAAAGUGAUCAGAGAAUUCCAGAAGCAGUCAGCACAAAUGGACAUGACGAUUGAAAUGAUGUCAGAGUCCAUUGAUGAGACCUUAGACAAAGAUGAGGCUGAAGAGGAAACAGAGGAGCUCACUAACCAGGUUCUCGAUGAGAUUGGUGUUGAUAUUGCAUCCCAGUUAUCUUCAGCUCCAAAAGGCAAGAUUGGAUCAAGAAAUGGUGAAAAUGUUGCACCAAGGAACGCUGCAAAUGUUGUUCCCAAGAGUUCUGAAUCUCCUGAUGUUGAGGAUCUUGAGAAGAGAUUGGCCUCUCUGCGACGCAUAUGAUCAAUCCUAUCAUGCAUGUGGCACAUCCUAGUACGCUGUUCAUGUAAAUUUGUCAAAUCAAAGCAAAUAACAUAAAGAAGAGUAUUGUAAUAGUAGGGUUCAUAUAUCUGUUUCUAGUACUUGAAGAGUCUGCCUUUUAGUAACCCAGUUAGUAGAGCUUGUGGACGUAAUGCUUUUUUCUUAAUAUUACUAAUUAGUUGAAAUAUAAUCCUAGUAACAAAGUUGGUUGUUAUUUGAGAACAUGCGCCUCCUACCUUU